UUAUUUUUUCUUUUAUCUUCAAAUUAUUAAACGUGUGGUUGUUAGGCAUCACUCAUAUGUAGUACCUCACUUCAAUGAAGGCAACCUCUGCCUAUAAAUUUAUGUGAUACACUCAUAAAAAAUCACUCAAUUCCUUCUACUCUUUACAUUACAACUAAAAGAAAAUGGAGUCAAAGUUUGCUCACAUUAUUGUUUUCUUUCUUCUUGCAACUUCCUUUGAAACUCUCAUGGCACGAAAAGAAAUUGAUAGACUAGAAGUCACAGAACUUCUAAAGGAAUUUGAAUCCGACUUGAUGUGCAAAGGAAAAUUAAGUUGGCCAGAACUUAUUGGUGUACCAGCACAAUAUGCUAAGGGAAUAAUUCAGAAGGAAAAUCCAUUCGUAACUGAUGUUCAAAUAGUAUUGAAUGGUUCUCCAGUCACAGCUGAUUUUAGGUGUUUUCGAGUUCGUAUUGUUGUAAACAUUUUAAAUGUUGCUGUAUCAAUUCCAGUGGUUGGUUAAUUAAUGAAUUAUUAUUGAAGUAAUUAAGCAGCCACAUGUCAAAAAAUAAUAAGUAGGGUUCAUGUUUGUUCAUUAUAAUGUCUCCAUGUACUCUUACUAUACGUAAUGGAAUAAAUUAGUGUGGCUUUAUUAAAUCCUUUUA
This is a messenger RNA of Solanum lycopersicum (tomato), 642 nucleotides long. RefSeq names its product wound-induced proteinase inhibitor 1. The record is from RefSeq and is a predicted model, not a curated record. Gene Ontology annotation, molecular function: serine-type endopeptidase inhibitor activity. Gene Ontology annotation, biological process: response to wounding. Lineage: Eukaryota; Viridiplantae; Streptophyta; Magnoliopsida; Solanales; Solanaceae.